AUGGAUAUCGCAUACGACCAUAUCCAAGAGAGCUCAUUCCCUAAGGUGGAAGAGGAGGACAAGAAGGACUCGAAGCAGGAACCACCACCGCAGCCGACGCUGAACGAGGAUAUACAGGAGGCAUACAAGGCGAUUUCGUCGAGUACUUGGGGUUCGAGGAUUGGUGGGUUUAUCGGGAGUGUUGUCAAGCAGGGCGAGCAAGUCUACAGUCAUGCCCAACAGGAGCUUAGCGCCGUUGGCGGUGAGGCCACGCGUGGCUUCUCAGACCUCCGGGAAGCUGUGAUCAGCCGAACGCGAUCCCUUUCCCUAACGACGGCGGUACCAGCACAAUCUAGCUCUACGGACCAGACGACAAGAGAUGCGAAUCAGGGCGAGGACAGGGCAGCGACGCCCACGAAUAACGGAGCGGGCGAUACGAUGCUCGGGAGGUUCAAAUCCGAGGCAGCGAAACGUCUACACGACCUCCAGCGAGCUGAAGAUGCUGCUGACGAGGCGCUCCUCAAGUUCGGAACCAACAUGCGUGACUUCUUGAAGAGCGCCAUUACGAUUGCGCCACCGGCCGAGGGUGAGGGCCAGGGCAGCACGGUCAUGUUCGAGAGCAAAGACGCCCAAGGCAAGAGGGUUAUCCACACGUCUCGGUUCGAUGCUCAACUUCAUGUUAUCCACACCUCGGUGGAUAGCUUCACCAAGGAUCCCGAGAGUGAGGAGUUUACGACCUGGGCGAAGGACUUUGAUGUGGAGAAGAAGACGGCGGAUAUCAGCAGUGAUCUCUCCAAAUAUCCCGAGCUCCGGUCGACGAUGGAGAAGCUUGUGCCGGAUCAGAUUCCGUACGCGGAUUUCUGGAAGCGCUACUAUUUCGUGAGGCAUAGUAUCGAGACGGCUGAAGCUAGGAGGCGUGAUCUUCUCAAAGCUGCCUCCGCUGAGGACGAAGUCGGAUGGGGUGACGAUUCCGAUGAUGAGACCGACGACAACAACACCCAGAAAGACAAGCGCCCGGGAUCCACCGAAUCCUCGACGACUAUCCACCCUCCCGCCCCUGUCCCCGCCGCCGUAUCCUCGCUUAAGCCCAGAAAAUCAAACGACGAGAAGUCCCAACCCGACAGUGAAGCCAGCUACGACGUGGUGGGAGCGCAGUCGGGAGUUCCCAGCCAGGCGCCGAACAGCCCCAAGGACUCGAAGAAAGAUGACGACAGCGAUGACGAUUGGGAGUAG
Molecule: messenger RNA, 1212 nt
Organism: Scedosporium apiospermum
Lineage: Eukaryota; Fungi; Ascomycota; Sordariomycetes; Microascales; Microascaceae
Product: BSD domain protein
Exons: 3
Coding region: 1-1212 (403 amino acids)
Cellular component (GO): cytoplasm
Source: RefSeq, a predicted model, not a curated record